GGCUGGGUCGUCUUCUUCUCCGCUAUGGAGGCGAGUUUCACUCUUCCUCGCGCAUGGGAUUAAGCGACGAGACUUUUCCAGCGAAGUUACACGUUCCAAUGUAGAUCCCAGCCACAACUCGACCGGCGAAACCACAGUCCUCCUAAGAAACGAGGCCGUUGGACUGUUGACUUCACUCCUUGGAGCCGUGAGCGUCUCACCUCUUCUAAUCCUGUGUCAAGAUAAAGACAGGAGGAAUGCCAGCUCCUGAGCAGAGCCCAUUGACGGAGGAGGGGCUUCUGCUGAAUGUCCUCAACACUUCAACCAGCCGCAGUAUGGAGACUGACACCACCCCCAACAACAUCCUGGCCUCCGUCAAAGAACAGGAGCUUCAGUUUGAGCGGCUAACUAGGGAGCUGGAGGUGGAGAGGCAGAUUGUGGCCAAUCAGCUGGAAAGAUGCAGAGUUGGGGCCGAGUCGCCAGGCGCUGGUAGCAGCAGCUCCUCUGAGAAGUCCUUGCCUUGGAGAACUGCAGAUGCCGCCGCCUCGGGGGACAACAAGUCUCGAGUGACUGACAGCUCCCAGUCGCCCUGCUACCGCAUCAGGACCGAGUCAGAGCAGGUGUCUCUGUACUCCCCGGAGCAGUCCUCCCUCCAUGAAAGUGAGGGGUCGGCGGGAAACUCGCGCAGCUCCACUCAGAUGAACUCCUACUCGGACAGCGGCUACCAGGACGCCAGCAGCGGCUGCCACAGCAGCCAGAACCUGGGCAAGGCAGAGCUGAGGAUGCAGCACUCCUUCCCCGGCGCCGGCACCGGCAGCCUGGUGAGGAACUCCAGGGCCGAGGGCCAGGCGUCGUCCCAGGUCACAGCGGCGCUGCCUGGCCGUGCCAUGCGGAGGGGGAACUCGGUGCCCUCGCGCUCGCCGGCCUACGCCAGCAGCAUGUCCCCGUCCCGCGGCUCCCUGCGCACCUCGGCCGGCGGCGCCUACGGCUCCCCCGUCGUGACGGAGCCCAAGCCCCUCUCCAGCAUCUUCUCCACCACGCUGCCCCCGGCCCCACGCGGCAGCGCCGCCGCCGGCAGCGGCAGCGGCAGCGGCUCGCCGUUCUCCGCCCACGCGGAGUCGCCGGCGGCGCUGCGGCGCGCCGGCUCGGCCAACUCGCGCUCGGGCGGCGCCGGCGGCCGCGCCACCCUGCCCUACCACGCCGCGGCGGGGGCGUCCUCCGGCCGCAUGGGCUCCCCCCUGACGAUGGCGGACGGCUCGCCGCUGACCAAGCAGCCCGGCCACUCCUCGUCUCCGGUCAGAGCCAGUAUGACCGCCGUGCCCCAGCACUACAGCUCCACUCUGCCGCGCUCCAUGCUCCACAACAGUGACCCCUACGGACCCCAGAGUUACGACAUUUACGAGAGAAUGACGCGACCUGACAGCCUCACAGACGGCCUGCUUGAGAAGGUUCAAGGAAUCCGGAGCUCCUAUGCCAGCCAGCACAGCCAGCUGGGCCAGGACCUAAGGUCUGCCAUGUCCCCGGAUCGCCACAUCGCACCCAUCUUCGAGGAGAGAACGUUCCAAGGCCCGUUGUACCGCAGCCCCGGCCACAACCAGCAGGGCAACCUCUACCGGAGCACGUCAGGCGUGGGCAGCCUCCAGCGGACCUCCAGCCAGCGCAGCACCAUGACCUACCAAAGAAACAACUACGCUCUCAGCACCGCGGCCACGUACGCCGACCCGUAUCGCGCCGCGCAGUACCGGCCCCCCGAGCCCGGCUACGCGCACCAGGCGGUGGUCGUGGACGACGGCGCCACCCGCUCGCCCUCCAUAGACAGCAUCCAGAAGGACCCCAGGGAGUUCGCGUGGCGCGACCCAGACCUGACGGAGGUGAUUCACAUGCUCCAGCACCACUUCCCCUCGGUGCAGGCCAACGCGGCCGCCUACCUGCAGCACCUGUGCUACGCAGAUAAUCGGAUCAAGGCCGAGGUGUGUCGCCUGGGGGGAAUUAAGCAUUUGGUGGACUUGCUCGACCACAAGGUCCUCGAGGUCCAGAGGAACGCGUGUGGCGCUCUGAGGAACCUCGCCUACGGCAAAGCGAUGGAUGACAACAAGCGAGCCGUGAGGAACGCGGGAGGCAUCCCAGCUCUGCUCCGCCUGCUGAGGAAGACCGUGGACGCGGAGGUGCGGGAGCUGGUCACAGGGGUGCUGUGGAACCUGUCGUCGUGUGACUCCGUGAAGAUGACGAUCGUCCGGGACGCCUUAACAACCCUGACCAACACUGUGAUCAUCCCCCACUCCGGCUGGAGCAGCACCAUCUUCGACGACGACCACAAGCUGAAGUUCCACUCCUCCCUGGUGCUGAAAAACACCACGGGCUGCAUGAGGAACCUGAGCUCAGCUGGCGAGGAGGCUCGGAAACAGAUGCGCACUUGCGAGGGCCUGGUUGACUCACUGCUCUACGUAAUCAAAGCCUGUGUAAACACCUCUGACUUCGACAGCAAGAUUGUGGAGAACUGUAUCUGCGCCCUGAGGAACCUGUCGUACCGCUUGGACCUGGAGAUGCCGCCGUCCCAGCUGAGCGGGGCCCAGGAGGUGGACGGCUUACUGGGCACAGAGUCGCCCAGUAAGGAGGUGGAGUCCGGCUGCUGGGGCAGGAAAAAGAAGAAGAAGAAAAAGAGCCUCCAGGAAGACACCUGGGAUGGUGUGGGGCCCAUACCCGGCUUCUCAAAGUCUCCCAAGGGCGCAGAGAUGCUCUGGCACCCCGCGGUGGUCAAACCCUACUUAACGCUACUGGCCGAGAGCUCCAAUCCCGCUACGCUGGAGGGUUCCGCCGGGUCCCUUCAGAACCUGUCCGCCGGCAACUGGAGGUUUGCAGCGUACAUCCGCGCGGCAGUGCGUAAGGAGAAGGGGCUGCCCAUACUGGUGGAGCUGCUGCGCAUGGAUAAUGAAAGGGUGGUGCGCUCAGUCGCCAUUGCACUGAGAAACAUGGCACUGGACGUCCGCAACAAGGAGCUCAUAGGGAAGUAUGCGAUGAGGGACCUGGUCAACCGUCUCCCUGUGGGAAACACCGCCCAGCUGUCCGAUGACACCACGGCGGCCAUCUGCUGCACCCUGCACGAGGUCACCAGCAAAAACAUGGAGAACGCCAAGGCGCUGGCUGACACGGGCGGCAUCGAGAAGCUGGUCAACAUCACCAAGGGCAAAGGAGACAGGUACUCUAUGAAGGUGGUUAAAGCAGCCGCUCAGGUCCUGAACACACUGUGGCAGUACCGGGAUCUGCGUACCAUCUAUAAGAAGGAUGGAUGGAACCAGUACCAUUUCCUCACCCCGGUGUCGACUCUAGAGCGGGACCGCUUCAGGUCCCAGCCCACCCUUCCCUCCAGCGCCGUUCAGAUUUCCCCUGUCAACCACCCGGCUGCCAGUGCCACGUCUUCUCCCGCACUGCUCGGCAUCAAAGAGCACAGAGCCAGCAUCAGAGAUUACCAGAGAGCGCAGUCAACUAUGCAAUUUUAUAAUUACCAAGGGGACAACAGUAUACAUAAAAACCAGUAUGCAGGGUCUGGGAAGCCUUCUACAUAUUACUACUCAUCCCCCACUAGAGAGGAGCCCAAGAGAACACAGCCUACGUAUUACACAGAUGAACCAGGGAGGAGGAACUAUGAUACCUACAGAAUGUUCCUGCAGCACCCCCACGGCUACGACGACUCCUACCUGGACGAGGUCAUCACCUACCCGCCGACAGUCGACUACAGCUCUCAGCCUCACGGACUGAAAUCAGCCACCAACUACGUGGACUUCUAUGCUAGCACACGGAGGCCUUCCUACAGGGCAGAGCAGUAUCCCGGUUCUCCGGACUCCUGGGUAUAGGCCCGCAGGUCCUCCUGUGUUCCGGUCAAGACCUGCUUCCUUCCCUGAUGUGUGAGGAAGGGUCUCUCCAAGCUACAGAGGAGGCGAAGGAUCAGAGAGCACACAAAAACUUGGCUUUAUAAGUGUUUGUUUCAAACUGAAUGUGUUUGUAUGGGAGGGUUGAACAAUGGCAGAUGGAAAGAUGGAAUGUGUGCCAAAGAAGGAAAUAAGGCAAUGUUUUAGUUGUUUUUUUUUUUAAUUCAUUGAAUGAAAUGGAGGUGGAAUCAUGCUGAUGGACAAAUCUGGACACUGCCGUAGGGAGACGCGCGUCCCGCUCUGUCUAGAUGUUAGCUUUAUUUUUCAUUAUAAAAACGUGUAGCUGUGAAAGCACAGUGAAAGGUGUGAGUCACGUGAACGAGGGUCUGCGAGAAGAGUCAAGAUGGGAAUACGCGAAUGUGCCGAAGCCAAAACUGAUCAAACUCACGACUGUAAAAAAACAAAAACAAAAGUACUAAACUUAUGUUGGACUGUACAGAGGGAUCAAGUUGUAUCUGUACUUAAUGUAAGUUGUGUCAUGCCAUGGAGUCUUGUACAUUUUUUUUUCAUUUUAUUGUAAAUAUUGAGAAACAAAAAACAUGUUACCAGGUUUACACUCAUCAGCGCUGGUUAAAAGAGCAACUUGUGCCAUGUUAAAUCUCUAUAGAUCUAUAAAUAUAUGAAGAAAUAUGUGGACAAAGAUGGCAUCAUACCAGAAUCAUGUCAACAUAAUAAAAGGUCAGUUUUGUUUUGUAAA
Molecule: messenger RNA, 4602 nt
Organism: Betta splendens (Siamese fighting fish)
Lineage: Eukaryota; Metazoa; Chordata; Actinopteri; Anabantiformes; Osphronemidae
Product: plakophilin-4-like
Exons: 24
Coding region: 237-3830 (1197 amino acids)
Biological process (GO): cell-cell junction assembly; cell-cell adhesion
Cellular component (GO): nucleus; plasma membrane; adherens junction
Molecular function (GO): cadherin binding
Source: RefSeq, a predicted model, not a curated record